Messenger RNA from Lagopus muta (rock ptarmigan), 2479 nucleotides. It is a transcript of the gene AZIN2, whose product is annotated as antizyme inhibitor 2. The transcript has 9 exons. Gene Ontology annotation, cellular component: cytoplasm. Gene Ontology annotation, molecular function: catalytic activity. The coding region runs from base 611 to 2329 and encodes 572 amino acids. NCBI's taxonomy places the organism in Eukaryota, Metazoa, Chordata, Aves, Galliformes, Phasianidae. The record is from RefSeq and is a predicted model, not a curated record.
GCGGGGGUCGCCGCCGUGCGGAGCGUGCUGGGUGCGAGCUGCCGGCGCGAGGCUUUCCUUACGCAGGGACUAAAGCAGCUCCGGGAGGAACUCGGGUGCGGCGCUGCUGGGCCACAGCCUGAGAGCUCUCCGUGCCGCAGCCGGCUCGCUCGCCCCCUUUGAAUUGCUUUGAAUUGCUUUGCCCAGGCUCCAUCUGGAUCUGCUCCUGCGCUGCCCGUGUCGCGGUGUGGGCACAAAAAGCCUUCAGCGCUUGCGGGGACCCGAUGCCCCACUGCAGGGAGUGUCUCUGUACGGCGCGUUUAUAGCUGCGGCUGCUCCUGGUGCCCGACUGAGGGCGGAACAGGGCAGGAUGUCGCCGAAGAAGAGAGCUUCCCUGCCCGGGGCUGCCAGGAGAGGCCAUGACGGAGCCAGUGCUGAAUACAAGAAUAAAAGCUCCGGAUCCCUUUCAUCUCCUGUAUGGAGGGGGGAGGGCAGCUGCUCCUCCGUGCUCUGAGUGUUGUCUUCUCAGUGACCAGAGAGCAGGAAUUGCAAAUUAACAAGAAGUAGAAAAAAAAUCCACUCAGCCUGUGGUGUGAGUGAGAGGGAGCCAUGGAGCCAUUUCCAUGCAGGAAUGCAGGCAAAGGCAGACACAGGGCAUCUGCAUGUUUGGCAGGGCUGGCUCUGCUGCUGGGAAACGCUGGCAGCAGCACGACAGAGGGCAGAGUCAGUCCCUGACAUCUCCCUGCCCACCUCCCCUGGCCAACAUCCCUACCAGGCAGGCGCUGCUCAGCUUUUAUCUGCACAAAGCCUCGUUGCCCUGGAAGCGGUGCUUCAGAGCGUGCUGCAGAUUGAGGAGCCGGAGCCGCUCGAGGAGGCUUCGCGCUGGCGUUGUCACACCUUGACCAUGAACGGGUACCUGAACGAAUCCAAUUUCACGAUGGUGGAGGAGGGCUUCACCAGCAGGGACCUCCUGGAGAGCACCCUGCUGGAGCUGUGCCAGGCGGGUGACCGGCAGGCCUUCUUCGUGGCAGACCUCGGGGACAUCGUGAAGAAACACGUGCGCUUCCUGAAGGCCUUGCCCCGCGUGAAGCCCUACUUCCCCGUGAGGUGCAACAGCAGCGGAGCGGUGAUCCGGCUGCUGGCUGAGCUGGGGGCGGGCUUUGCCUGCGCCAACAAGACAGAGAUUGCAGAGGUUCAAAGCAUCGGGGUCCCAGCUGACAGGAUUUUCUACAGCAGCCCUUGCAAGCAGGUUGCCCACGUCAAAUAUGCAGCCAGCCACGGUGUGCAGCUGAUGACCUUCGACAACGAGGUGGAGCUGGGCAAGGUGGCCAGGAGCCACCCACAAGCUAGGAUGCUUUUGGGUAUUGCUGCUGACCCCAGCCCUUCUGCCCAUCCAAGCAUGAUGUUUGGGGCCACGCUCAAGUCCUGCCGGCGCCUGCUAGAGUCAGCGAAGGAGCAAGAUGUGGAGGUUGUUGGCAUCAGCUUUCACCUUGGGAGCCACAGCCUGGAGCCCCAGGUUUUUGCCCAGGCUGUCGCAGAGGCACGGCUGGCAUUUGAUGUGGGCACAGAGCUGGGCUACCAAAUGCACCUCCUGGACAUCGGAGGGGGAUUUCCUGGCACCGAGGACACCAGAGCCCAGUUUGAGGAGAUUGCUGCUGUGAUAAACUCUGCACUGGACAUGUAUUUCCCAGAAGGCUGUGGGGUGGAGAUUGUUGCCACACCGGGGCGAUACUAUGUCACCUCAGCCUUCACCUUUGCAGCCAGCAUCACUGGCAAGGAAGAGGUUCCCAUGGAGCAGCCAGGCUCUGAUGGUAAGUGGGAUUCAUGGGAUGGAUCUGCCUCUGUGCCCAUGUGCCCCCGAGCCUCUCCCUACUCCCCAGGGGAAGAGUCUGGCAGCAAGAGGAGCCUUGUCUAUCACCUCAGCGAUGGCAUCUACGGUACCUUCAGCUGUGUCCUGUUUGACAGUCCCUGCCCCAAGCCUCUGCUGCACAAGAAGCCCUGCCAAGAGCACCCCUUGUGCAGCAGCAGCCUCAGGGGUCCCCUGGGGCACGCAGAGGACCAGAUUACCAAUGAUGCGGAGCUGCCUGAGCUGCAGGAUGGGGACUGGCUGAUUUUCCAGGACAUGGGUGCCUACACCAUCGCAACUUCAUCCCUGUGCAGUGGGUGUCCCCGGCCACACGUCACCUAUGCCAUGUCCCGCCUGGCCUGGAAGGCCCUCCAGCUCCUCCAGGGGAAGCCACCGCCGGCAGAAGAUGACCAUGAGAGCGCCUGCACUCCGCUCUCAUGCGGCUGGGAGAUGGUGGAGUCCCUCUGCGUUCCCCCGGUCUUCACCCCAGCCAGCAUCAUCUGAGCAGGAAAGGCCCACGCCGGCACCCUGCACCCACAGGGCUGCAGGCAGAGCUCAGCAUAGCACAGUCCUGCUCCUCCUGCUUGUACGGUGUGCUCAGCGGGUUUGGGUGCUUUCAUAGGAGUUAUGGUAAUAAAUGGGUGUUGAGCCUGG